This is a messenger RNA of Anneissia japonica, 5252 nucleotides long. RefSeq lists its product as uncharacterized. The transcript has 8 exons. NCBI's taxonomy places the organism in Eukaryota, Metazoa, Echinodermata, Crinoidea, Comatulida, Comatulidae. The record is from RefSeq and is a predicted model, not a curated record. Bases 1 to 1533 code for a protein of 510 amino acids.
AUGGCUGAAAGGACCAGUAAUCGAAUAUAUUUUAAAUAUUUCUGCACUUUUGUUUACUUCACAGGGUGUAAACACUUGACCGAUGACGAGCAAAGUCGACUUGCAUUACUCUUUGCAAACUGUCACUUACAGAAGGCCCAAAUUCCACCCUAUCAUUGUGAUGAUGGUGAAGAUAUUUCAGACUGCCUCGCGAAGAUGCGCAGCGAUGUUAUCGCUUUCAAUGCGUACACAGAGUUCUUCACGCACACCCAAAAUAUAUGCUUCUUCCUGCAGAAUCAAAUUUGGCACGAGAGAACUGAAGACACCGUGUCUCGCUUGGCAACAAGUUCUGAAAGUGUUGCCGAGCAACUGGAAACAACAAGUGAACUUCAGGACAAGAUGAUGCAGAGACAGAGCCAGUCGUUGGCCAACCAGGAAGCUAUAAUAAAAAACGAAAAAUAUUUACAAAUGGCAUUGCAUCAGUCCAGCCAAGAUCUUCAACAGGUAUUUAAUGACAUGAAAAUUAGCACAAAGGAGCAAAAACAACUCUUUGAAGAAACAUUUCAAAGGGUUUCUGAUGUGCAAAGAGUGAUCCUCGGUGAGUUCACAUCAUUCCAUAGCCUGCUGUUCUACGUUUUGGCUGCAGCGGUGGUGUAUAUGUUGACAUCAACAUCUAGAUCAAGUGGGGCUCGUCUCUAUAUUUUUGUGAUAUUGAUCAUAAAUGCAGCCGUUGAACGAGCAAUAUUCUACUAUUCUCUGAAUGUGGGUCAGGAUAUUUUGUACCAAAGGAUGUGGAUGUCAAGAAAAUUAUUUUGCACCAUAGCAACAGUGAUGUGGAUGGCAUUCAUUUACCUCUAUCGUGAUUACAACAAAAUCAACAACAAACUUCUUCUCAAAAUUGAGCAAGAUACAGCAGAACUACGCAAAGAUUUCCAGCGUUUCAGUACUAAUUCACUUCCAAAUUUACCUGGCAUUGAGGCACCAAGCUUGCAACGUUUUGCAUCCUCAUCUUCCACCAGGACCAUGGUACCAACUAUUACUUCCAAUACAUCAUUCUGUCAUCCAAUUAAUUAUACACACACCGACAGCUGCCCCAACACACCUGAAGGUCCAGGAGUUCAGAAUAAAGAUAUGGACGACACCUUAGAACUGGAUUACACAUAUAUACCAUCUGACAGUGACAAUGACUCUGAUGAUACAACAUCCAGCUUCUUUACUGCAGAUCAGUCGAUGGAGGACCUGCGGAGAUCCAGUUCAUCAUUCCUUGAUGGCAGGCCUAUACUGAAUCUCUCCAGAAUAUCAGAUUUUGUUUCUGAAACAAGUAACUUCAUUUCUGGAAAGAAGACAAGCUCCAUGAGAAAUUAUCCAACUCCGGAAAGUACAUCUCGGUAUAAUUUGCGAAGUCGUUCUAGAAAUAACCGCCAGAAUCCAGUACUAGAAUCCGAAACUCCAGAGAUGUUCACCAGGUUUCUAGAAAUGCGUCAGAGGUUGCUUCAGGAGGGGAGGAGGCAAAUAAAUUCUCAGCAACCACGCAGUCCCUACACUCCAAAUUAGAGAUAAAAAUUCAUACGUCCAUUCAUAUUUUUGUUUUUGUCUAGUAUCCUGGGGUUCGCUGUGAUGCUUCCUGCUUGGGAGAGUUUGUAUGCCCUAUGGUCCGAUGCUGCUUUCAUCAGGUGGGGUAAUAUGCAUGGAAGAUGCCCAGGGGUGUGAGUUGCCAGUCAUUUGUGGGUGUCUUUAGUUUAAUUGAUCUGUUUGUUGAUCUGUUGAUUAUUUUUUGGGGUUAUUUUUUUGUGGUUUAUUUGUAAUAUCACUAAAUUUAAUGAUAUUUUAUAAAUUUGAAAACAAGUAUAAUUUUGUCAAUAAAUGCCUUAAUUUACCAUUAGGUGACAAGGACUGAAUUUUUUAAUGAAAAUGUAAGAUACCAAUAUAUUAGGGUUUUAGAGAUACUCGUAAAUGAUUGAAAAGUAUUUCUUAAAAUAGUUGCCACUCUCAAAGAAGCAUUGAACAUUAUUUUUUAACUAUUGUAUUACAGUAUUAUAGAGAGAUAUAUAUAUCUAUAUAUAUAGGGGUAUAUUUCCCACAGAAGAACUGCUUUCUCACAAAUGAAGUAAUGCCAACGCUGUAACAAAUCAGAUACACUUACAAAUCAUAAUUACCAUUUUAACAUUCCAAUAAUGAGUAAUAAGACCUACUCCUGAAUAAGUGUUGCACUAAAACCUCUACAGUGCACUAUAGUAGUUUUGAUUGGAUGAAAUGACAUUAUAGUUGUUUUUUUUGCAAUCUUCAGGGCAUCAUAACAACAAUUUACAUCCAGGGAAACAGUUUCUUAAUGACCUCAGGAUUGAUUAAAGAUGUAUUGUCCCCCAAAAUUGACAAAAAAAAUCAUUAAAAAAAAUUAACUUGCUCAGUUUUCAGUAACAUACAAAUUAAAAUUAACUUGAGAAUAGGAAAUAUUGAAUAAAAAACAAAGUUUAACCUAAAUUUUAUACUAGAAUAUGAUUAGAACAGUGAGUGGAAAUGUUUUUAUAAUUUUUUUGCUGUAAAAAUUAUGAGUGACCUUUUUUUUUUAAAAUAUUGUACACUAAUUUCUAUGUUCAAGUAUUUAUGUUACUUUAAAAUGAGCAAGUUAUUUUCAAAAAUGAUUUUUGAUAAGUUUAGUAUUUCUUUUGGCACAAUACAUUUCCCCUCUUAAAUGUAUAUCAAUAGUAUCAUUUUUUUUUUUCAUAUACAGUACUGAUGUUAAAAACAUGGAUAGGUGAACAAAUUUUAAGUUUCAGAUACAGUACAGAGUCAACAUUGGUUGCCAAGUGCUUUGUUGUUCACUCUAUGACUAUCAGUGACUGGAAAUAUGCCAAAGCCUUCAAAUAUAAAGUUAUAUUAAGUUAAUAUUAAGCCCACUCCUUGGAUAUUGUUGUAAGGUCCCACAAAAUGGAAGUGUAAAAAUAUACGCAUAAAUGUGCGUUUGUAGAACACGCUCUUAUUCCUGGCUCUCUUCUAAUAGGUCAGUUUUUUAGCUUAAUUGACAUUCCGGAAAAAGGUCAAUGCUGGAAGAACAUUUUUAGACAAACAGUACUACAUACUUUCAUGCUUUCACGUUUCCACUUUUAUUUCACCUGAACAAUAGCACUGUGUUUGUAUGAAAAGUUGUGAAUUAAUGAAUUUUCACUUGUUACCGUAGUGUCUAUUAAAAGUGUGCUACAUAAUACAAUAAUUCACAAAUUUGAAAUAUCAUCGCUGAGUAUAAUGAUGGCUGUAAGUCAUCAUUACUUUAAGUCACUCGUACUGUUUGAGGAAAAGGUCAUUAAUUCAAGAAAUUACAAUCACAAUUAUUCUAAGAUAAAUCCUUUCUAGAAAUGAAAAUAAUUACUGCCAGUGCAGAUGUCUAUUGCAUGACAAUGUUAAAUUAUUUUCAGAAAUCUUAAGUAUAAUGUGACAGUAACUAAUUGUUUUUGUAUAAAAGUAUAUCAUCAUGCAGUAAAUGAGAAAUUAAGUUGCUCAAUACAUAACUAAUUCAAUCUGUAUCUUUUGCAAUAUAUUUUGUUCUAUUUUUAACCAAAUAAUUUAAGCAAUGCAAUUAAUCAACAUACGUGUUAUGUUCCGAUUUUGACCUAAUCAUUUGAAAAAAUAGAACAAAAAGUAGAUUGCAUCUAUCACUAUUAAAUUGUAAUGUCUCACCCAGUUUCGUUCGGUUAGCCUAGAAGAAAGUUACAUUCCGGGGCUAGUACACGAAGUGUAUGCUAAUACUGGAUACUGUUUGACCACCGAUUCGUCUGUGGUAACCAUCUUCAUGAUAGUUUUAACUUUUAGACAGGCAAAGGAAAAUUUAAUUAAUUCUAUUUAAAAGCAUUGAAUUUUUUUUUUAAUUGCCGAAAAUACAAUUCAAUCAUGCCUUAAUAAGCCGUAAAAUUUAGGGAUUAAACCUGUUUAGUGCGAGCAGUGCUACUGUAUGUGCAAGGUGUUGUAUACUAUUGCGAUCAUAUAGGUUGCAGUGGUGGUGCCAUCUCCGACAGGCUGGUACCUUCGUCAGGGGGGGUUAGUACCCCGCUGUAGCAGCACUCUUAACUUGCAUUGUUUUCUAUCAAGUUAUCUUUUUUAAAUAAAGAAUCCCAUAAUUAAACACAAAAUUUGCUAGGCUUCUCUGGUGGGGAGGGCUUGGACCCCUCAUUGGGGAAUUUCUGGCACCACUCCUGGAUAAAAUAAUAUUAUUAUCACUCCUAUCAUAGUGAGAUAAUUUGAAAUGUAGAAUGUUUAUGGAAUGCCUUCAAUACUGUAAGUCUAUACCAAGUUUGAUAUCUUUAGAAUUUAUAAAUUGUUUGUAAACUGUAUGGAGACCUCCAUGAUGUAUGAAGCCUAUGGAUAUAGAAUGUAGUGGACAGUACUCUCUGCUGUAUAUUAUAAUUAUUAUUUGUUUAAAAUUUAAUAGAAUGAUUUUGCUGUGAAUUAAUUUUAAAUUAAUUUUUACUGGUACUGGUAUGGGCAUUUAUAAUGCACCUCUUCCUUUAGCUUAUAAAGUGCAGUUCUAAAUGAUUUUUGAUAAUUUUAGUAUUUUUAAUGGGUUUUUAAUGGCACAAUACAUCUUUAACUAAUUUCCCUUUCUUUAAUUAUAUCAAUAGUAUCAUAUUUUUUUAUUCAAAUACAGAGUCAACGUUGGUUGUCAGUGUUUUGUUGUUCACUCAAUGAGUUAUCAGUGACUAGAAAUAUGUUUUUGUUUUGCAUUAUUUAUGGAAUUUAAUAAUUCCAUUUGUUAUUCAAGGUUGUUUUGCCUGCAGAAUGUUAUUUAAUCCUAUUUCUGUGCAAUUUAAUAUGUUUAUAGGGACAUAAAUUUUGUAUGAAGUAAAGCAAUAUUGCAUGCUUUGUCAGAACUCUGGCAGGAAUGCAUUCAGAGCAAUCAAUGGUUAUGGAUUUAGAAGAUACAGUAUGACGUGCCUCAAAUGUGUGACACACAUCAAUCGUUAUCAAGAAACUUCCAAAUAGCUUCCAAGUUUCAAAACUUUUAUAAGCAAUUACAGGGUUAUACGGUUGGGAAUUGUAUUGUCAUUAAUAAUUUGUUAAUGCUAUCCCAGAAUAUAGUUUAAUAUAUUAUGCAUGUAUUAAUUUUAAUGUAGAUAACAAUUAUUAUAGACUUAUUUUCUACAUGCAGUUGUUUAGUUAAUUUUUUAUAAUGUCUUAAUUGAAAUUAUAAGGUAACAUUUCCUGGUAUUUCUUGUGAUGUUCCAUUGUAAAAAAUGUUAAAGAUUUUUUUAAACUGAAUAAAACCAAAUCAAGUCAACCAA